Molecule: messenger RNA, 938 nt
Organism: Sorghum bicolor (sorghum)
Lineage: Eukaryota; Viridiplantae; Streptophyta; Magnoliopsida; Poales; Poaceae
Product: SKP1-like protein 1A
Exons: 2
Coding region: 162-671 (169 amino acids)
Biological process (GO): SCF-dependent proteasomal ubiquitin-dependent protein catabolic process
Cellular component (GO): cytoplasm; nucleus
Molecular function (GO): cullin family protein binding
Source: RefSeq, a predicted model, not a curated record
GACGGUUCCUGGAGGGAGAGGCCGAGGGAAAAAGUCACGAGAGGUCGACCCGACUCGACUCGACCCCAAUCUAUUCUCCCCGUCGAUUCUGUUCCUCAAUCCGCCGCGCGCCGCAGCUAGCUAGCUAGGGUUUCGUCGCAGCAGCCCUCUUCGAUCCAUCGAUGGCGUCCGAGGGCGACAACAAGAAGAUGAUUACCCUGAGGAGCUCCGACAACGAGGAGUUCGAGGUGGAGGAGGCGGUGGCCAUGGAGUCGCAGACCAUCCGCCACAUGAUCGAGGACGACUGCGCCGACAACGGCAUCCCGCUCCCCAACGUCAACUCGAAGAUCCUCUCCAAGGUCAUCGAGUACUGCAACAAGCACGUCCACGCCGCCGCCAAGCCCGCUGAAGGCGCGGACGCCAACGCAGCCGCCGCAGCCGGGGGCGGCGAGGACCUCAAGAACUGGGACGCGGAGUUCGUCAAGGUCGACCAGGCUACGCUCUUCGACCUCAUCCUGGCUGCCAACUAUCUGAACAUCAAGGGAUUGCUGGACCUGACCUGCCAGACAGUUGCUGACAUGAUCAAGGGCAAAACUCCGGAGGAGAUCCGCAAGACAUUCAACAUCAAGAACGACUUCACUCAAGAGGAGGAGGAUGAGAUCCGCAGGGAGAACCAGUGGGCCUUUGAGUGAUGGUCUUCCGUGGUGGUGUUGCGGUGCUGCUUAAAAGAAAGAUGGAUGUCUGCACCGUGCUCUACAAUGCUAUUAGUGCUAGUCUACUUACUAAAUAUAUAUGGUCGGUCGUAAUGGUUGUAUGCCUUUUGGAAGCGGGUUAUGGUUUGGAUUGGAUGGAGGUCAAACUGAGUGCUAGUUUGUUUGUCUGGAGUUAAUAUAUUAAUUAAGUACUACAUAUCUCAGCAAUCAAUUGGAUCUUAUGAUGAUUUACCCCCAUUGUUGGUA